AUGGCUCUCGAUAUCUGCGUGAAGGUCGCCGUUGGUGCUCCUGAUGUUCUCGGAGACUGCCCAUUUAGUCAAAGGGUUCUUUUGACACUCGAGGAGAAGAAGCUUCCUUACAAGAUCCAUCUGAUUAACGUCUCCGAGAAACCCAAGUGGUUCUUAGAGGUUAGCCCGGAAGGAAAAGUUCCGGUGAUGAAGCUUGACGGAAAAUGGAUAGCUGAUUCUGAUGUCAUUGUUGGUAUCCUCGAGGAGAAAUUUCCGGAGCCAUCUCUCAAGACUCCUCCUGAAUUUGCUUCUGUGGGAUCCAAAAUCUUUGGUGCUUUUGUGACUUUCUUGAAGAGCAAAGAAUCCAAUGACGGAUCAGAGAAGGCGUUGGUUGAUGAGUUAGAGGCCUUGGAUAACCAUCUGAAGAAGCAUUCUGGUCCUUUUUUAGCUGGUGAAAGAGUUACUGCAUUGGAUCUGAGUUUAGCACCUAAGCUUUACCAUAUCGAGGUUGCUCUUGGUCAUUACAAGAAAUGGUCUAUUCCUGAGAUAUUGACCAAUGUUCGUAAGUACGCCGAGGCUUUAUUCGCUAGAGAGUCUUUCGAGAAAACCAAGGCUAAGAAAGAGUUUGUGGUAGCUGGUUGGGCGUCUAAGGUGAACGAGUGA
This is a messenger RNA of Arabis nemorensis, 642 nucleotides long. Lineage: Eukaryota; Viridiplantae; Streptophyta; Magnoliopsida; Brassicales; Brassicaceae. The record is from the annotation of a GenBank genome assembly.